Musa acuminata AAA Group (dessert banana) is the source of this 2353-nucleotide messenger RNA. Its product is annotated as casein kinase 1-like protein 2. Gene Ontology annotation, cellular component: cytoplasm; nucleus. NCBI's taxonomy places the organism in Eukaryota, Viridiplantae, Streptophyta, Magnoliopsida, Zingiberales, Musaceae. Gene Ontology annotation, biological process: peptidyl-serine phosphorylation; endocytosis; signal transduction. The coding region runs from base 460 to 2001 and encodes 513 amino acids. Gene Ontology annotation, molecular function: protein serine/threonine kinase activity; ATP binding. The transcript has 15 exons. The record is from RefSeq and is a predicted model, not a curated record.
GCAGAACACGCGACGGUUGCGAACCCCCUCCCCUCCCGUCGCAGGCUAUCAAUGGAUAUCUAUCUACCCUCACGAGACGGAGACAGGACUCGUGUAGUGUCCUGUCCGUUAUCGCAACCGCGGCCUAUAUUGGAUCAAAGCGUCCUCGACUGGGGAUUCCCUUCCGCUUCCCGAUCCCGCUGAAACCCUAAUUAGUGGAGCGAUUUCGUUUGAUUUGGAGACCCUACGGCUCCGAUCGACCUCAGAUUCCAUCUAUGCUGCCAUCGAUUGAUGGGUGCCGAUCUCGUUUCUUGUCUCCGCGUCGUCGAUUUAUUGGGAUUUUCUUCUGGCCUCGGGUGAACCGGUAGUGCUGCUUCGCGACAUCGGCGGCGGAGGGGGGAUUCUGUUACGAGUUUUGCUGCUCGGGUUACAACUCAGCUCGAUUUGGGUGAGUCUCCUGCUUGUGACUGUGGUCGUCGGAUGGAACCUCGCGUUGGGAACAAAUUCCGCCUCGGUCGCAAGAUCGGGAGCGGGUCCUUUGGGGAGAUCUAUUUAGGUACAAAUAUCCAAACGAACGAGGAAGUCGCAAUUAAACUCGAAAAUGUCAAGACAAAGCAUCCCCAAUUGCUAUAUGAAUCAAAGCUGUACAGGAUUCUGCAAGGAGGAACUGGAAUUCCAAAUGUGAAAUGGUUCGGUGUUGAAGGUGACUAUAAUGUGCUUGUGAUGGACUUAUUAGGACCAAGUCUCGAAGAUCUUUUUAACUUUUGCAGCAGAAAACUCUCUCUAAAAACUGUUUUGAUGCUUGCAGAUCAAAUGAUUAAUCGAGUGGAGUUUGUGCAUUCUAAGUCCUUUUUGCACCGAGACAUCAAACCAGAUAAUUUUCUAAUGGGUCUUGGUAGACGUGCUAAUCAGGUGUAUAUUAUUGAUUUUGGCCUUGCCAAGAAGUAUAGGGAUACUUCAACUCAUCAGCAUAUUCCAUAUAGAGAGAACAAGAACUUGACUGGGACAGCAAGGUAUGCAAGCGUUAACACACAUCUUGGCAUAGAACAAAGCAGGAGGGAUGAUUUGGAAUGUCUUGGAUAUGUUCUUAUGUACUUUUUAAGAGGAAGCCUUCCAUGGCAGGGUCUGAAAGCAGGAACCAAGAAGCAGAAGUAUGAAAAAAUUAGUGAAAAGAAAGUUGCCACGUCAAUUGAGGCUUUAUGUAGGGGAUAUCCAUCAGAGUUUGCCUCAUACUUCCAUUAUUGUCGUUCACUACGAUUUGAGGACAAGCCUGAUUACGGAUAUCUCAAGAGAUUGUUUCGUGACCUUUUCAUCCAUGAAGGUUUCCAGUUUGAUUAUGUAUUUGACUGGACCAUUUUAAAGUAUCAGCAGUCACAGAUGUCUGGCGCUCCUCCACGUGCUAUUGGUUCAAGUGCGGAACCUAGCUCUGGCUUGGUUCCUGCCAUUGCCAAUGAUAGGCAGUCAGGUGGUGAGGAAGGACAGACAAGUGGUUGGUUGGCAAUGGACUCUUCUCAUCGUGGACAAGUUACACAACCAGCUGUAACUGUAGGCAGCUUAUCAAAGCAGAAAGCUCCAAUGGGGAAUGAUCCAUCCUUCAGUAGAGAGGCUAUUCUUCAAGUUCAGUCUCAAGCUGAUCAUCUGUUCUACUACACUUUAAAGCGAGGUACACGCGUACAAUUUUCAUUAAGUUUUCCAGUUCAGCAUUUUUGGGACGGUCAAGCGGAUCAUCAAGGCGAGCUGCUGUUUCUAGUAGCAGAGACAUCCUGGGCAGUGAGGCAGAUCAAACUCGCAGUCGUACUGCAGAGGCCAGUCCAGGGACAUUCCGUAAGGUGUCAAGCGCCCAGCAAAGCUCUCCAAUUAGUUCUGCAGAGCACAAACAUACUUCUGGACGGACUUCAUUUACAAUUAAGAACUAUGAGACCACACUCAGAGGAAUCGAGGCCUUUAAUUUUGACAGCGAGGAAAGGGACCAAUUAUAGCCGCAACCUCUUUUACAUUCCUCUGUUGAAAUCCAUAAACUGAAGUGAGAGUAAACCUGGCACGGUUUUUCCCUUGUGUCAUGAAUGGGGAGCUACUUCUGAGUCGCUACGAUUUGAAGCUGCUGAUACUGAAGUGCCCACGAAGAUGAAAAAUGAUAUUGGGUCGAAUCAUCCCAGUAGCUGUUUGUAUAUUAGCCUAGGAUAUAUGCUACGCCAACGCUUCCCUGCUGUGUGAUCGGUUACCCUUGUUAUCUCGUUAUAAUUCUUGGUGUUCAUUGUGCUGAUCAACAUCACCUUUCAAGAUUCUGUGGAUACUUUGCCUUCUACACGUGUAUUAACCAUGAGCCAGUUGUUGACUGUCUUUAUAAUUAUGCUGUUCGGGCUUUUGAUGUUUA